AUCCAGAGAACACAGUCCCUCCUAUAGUAUAGUGUCUCUAUAGCCUACACUCUCACCAUAAACCAACCACUCUUAGCUUCUUCCUUCUCCUUUCUUCCACCACAGUGAAAUAUAUAGAUACAACAACUGUACGUAUACACGAUGGCAGACACCACCGACGACAUAGCGGAGGAGAUAUCAUUCCAGAGCUUCGAGGAUGAUUGCAGGCUGCUUCAAAGCCUCCUCAAUGAUGUUCUCCACAGAGAAUUGGGCCCCAAAUUCAUGGAAAAAGUUGAAAGGACUCGUUGCCUUGCUCAAAGUGCCUGUAACAUGAGAACAGCAGGGAUUGAGGACACAGCAGAGCUUCUUGAGAAACAGUUAGCAUCAGAGCUGUCGAAUAUGACGCUCGAGGAGGCGCUAUCGCUUGCCCGGACAUUUAGUCAUUAUCUCAACUUGAUGGGCAUUGCAGAAACCCAUCACAGAGUACGGAAGGCACGAGGAGAGGCACAGCUAUCGAAAUCGUGUGAUGACACUUUCAAUUGGCUUCUGCAGAGUGGGAUUUCUUCAGAUGAACUGUAUGACACUGUCUGCAAGCAGGAGGUUGAGAUUGUCCUUACUGCACACCCCACGCAAAUAAACCGCAGAACCUUACAGUACAAACACAUUAGAAUCGCGCACCUUUUGGAAUACAAUGACCGGCCUGAUCUUGGGAUUGAAGAUCGAGAUAUGUUGAUUGAAGAUCUGGUGAGAGAGAUCACUUCAAUAUGGCAGACAGAUGAGCUGAGGCGACACAAGCCUACCCCAGUUGAUGAAGCCCGGGCUGGCUUAAAUAUUGUUGAGCAGACACUUUGGAAAGCUGUGCCACAUUAUCUACGACGUGUUAGCAAUGCUCUGAAGAAGCAUACUGGAAGAAGUCUUCCAUUGACUUGCACACCAAUAAAGUUUGGAUCUUGGAUGGGGGGCGACCGAGACGGAAAUCCAAAUGUCACAUCCAAGGUUACAAAGGAUGUCUCUCUUUUGUCCAGAUGGAUGGCAGUUGAUCUCUAUGUACGAGAAGUUGAUAGUCUGAGAUUUGAACUUUCAAUGAAUCAAUGUAGUGGUGAAUUAUCAAGAUUGGCACAUGAAAUCUUAGAAAAAGAAAAUGCACCGGAGGAUCAUAAUGACAAUUGGAAUCAGCAUUCGAGUUGGAGUCAGGUAAAGCAUCAAGGCCAUCACGGUCCACAUUUUCCUUCACAGCUCCCUACUGGUGCCGAUCUACCCUCUUGUACAGAAUGCAACGACGUUGAAUCUCACUAUCCUCGGUUGGAUGUUCCUCGUAAGGAAUUCAAGCCAUUAAAUCUCCAGGAUGGCCAGGCUACUUCAAAAUUUACUCCUUCUGCUCCUGAUUCACCUAGAAGUAUCUCGAGAGCAAAUGCAAAUGGCAUUGCCUCUGCUGUGAGUCCACGCGCCAGUGCUCAAAGGAAAUUCUUUUCUGAAUCUCAGAUAGGAAAGAGCAACUUCCAGAAGCUGCUAGAACCGAGCUCGUCUCAGAGUCCAGGGAUAGCCCCUUACCGGAUUGUACUUGGGGACGUAAAAGACAAGCUCAUGAAGACACGGAGGCGACUUGAAUUACUACUUGAGGAUCUCCCUUGUGAUUAUGAUCCUUGGGACUAUUAUGAAACAACAGAUCAGCUUCUUGAACCACUACUACUGUGCUAUGAAUCACUGCAAUCGUGUGGAGCUGGGGUUCUAGCCGAAGGUAGGCUUGCUGAUUUGAUCAGGCGAGUUGCUACAUUUGGGAUGGGAUUAAUGAAGCUCGACCUUCGUCAGGAAUCUGGCAGGCAUGCUGAAACACUCGAUGCAAUCACCACAUACCUAGAUAUGGGUACUUAUAGUGAGUGGGAUGAAGAGCGUAAACUGGAAUUUCUGACUAACGAACUAAAAGGGAAGAGGCCUUUAGUCCCUUUAACCAUAGAGGUUGAAUCCGACGUUAAAGAAGUCUUGGACACCUUUAGAGUUGCAGCUGAACUAGGGAGCGACUCGCUUGGAGCUUAUGUUAUCUCCAUGGCCUCAAAUGCUAGUGAUGUCCUUGCUGUGGAGCUCUUACAAAAGGACGCUCGCUUGGCUGUUGCUGGAGAACUCGGGAAACCAUGCCCUGGUGGAACACUGCGGGUGGUUCCACUGUUUGAAACUGUGAAGGACUUAAGAGGAGCUGGCUCGGUGAUCAGGAAAUUGCUCUCGAUUGAUUGGUAUCGGGAGCACAUCAUAACGAACCAUAAUGGGCAUCAAGAGGUAAUGGUUGGCUACUCGGAUUCUGGGAAAGAUGCAGGCCGUUUUACUGCAGCCUGGGAGCUGUAUAAAGCUCAAGAAGACGUUGUAGCAGCGUGUAAUGAAUAUGGCAUUAAGGUCACGUUGUUCCACGGGCGUGGAGGAAGCAUUGGUCGUGGCGGUGGUCCUACUUACCUUGCCAUUCAAUCCCAGCCUCCUGGUUCUGUUAUGGGGACACUUCGUUCGACAGAGCAAGGAGAAAUGGUGCAAGCGAAAUUCGGACUACCCCAGGUUGCGGUUAGGCAGCUCGAGAUCUACACGACAGCAGUACUACUAGCAACCUUGCGCCCACCGCAACCUCCCAGGGAAGAGAAAUGGCGAAACCUGAUGGAGGAGAUGUCGAACAUCAGCUGUGACAGUUACAGAAGCACUGUCUACGAAAACCCGGAGUUCCUCACUUACUUCCACGAAGCCACGCCCCAGGCCGAGCUCGGGUUUCUCAACAUAGGAAGCAGACCGACGAGGAGAAAGAGCUCGGGGGGAAUAGGCCAUCUCCGGGCAAUCCCAUGGAUAUUCGCGUGGACACAGACUAGAUUCGUGCUCCCUUCUUGGCUCGGGGUUGGGGCCGGGCUGAGAGGCGUGUGCGAGAAAGGCCACACCGAGGAUCUUCGGGCAAUGUACAAAGACUGGCCUUUCUUUCAGUCCACUGUUGACCUCAUAGAAAUGGUGCUGGGGAAAGCAGACAGCCCCAUUGCAAAGUACUAUGAUGAAGUGUUGGUGUCCCCGAGCCGACAAGAACUCGGGGCAGAGCUAAGGAAAGAACUUCUGACGACAGAAAAAUAUGUUCUGUUGGUGACAGGCCAUGAGAAACUCUCAGAGAACAACCGGAGUCUUAGGAGGCUGAUUGAGAGCAGGCUUCCUUACCUCAAUCCCAUGAACAUUCUGCAGGUGGAGAUACUGAAGAGGCUUCGUCGAGACAUCGAUAACAACAAACUUCGAGACGCUUUGCUUAUCACCAUCAAUGGGAUUGCUGCUGGGAUGAGAAACACUGGUUAACGAACUGUCCAAGAAUCAAGAUUGUCCUAUGCCACUGUCUUUGAAGUGUAGUGAAUUGUAAGGUACCCUUUUUGGCUUACUUUAAAACUAUCAUGGUAUAUAUGGUUUGUGAUUGUCUUGGUAUAAUACUAUAAUGCAUAUGUUUUGGUUGUGUUGCU
Molecule: messenger RNA, 3440 nt
Organism: Ipomoea triloba (trilobed morning glory)
Lineage: Eukaryota; Viridiplantae; Streptophyta; Magnoliopsida; Solanales; Convolvulaceae
Product: phosphoenolpyruvate carboxylase 4-like
Exons: 20
Coding region: 142-3282 (1046 amino acids)
Biological process (GO): carbon fixation; tricarboxylic acid cycle
Cellular component (GO): cytosol
Molecular function (GO): phosphoenolpyruvate carboxylase activity
Source: RefSeq, a predicted model, not a curated record